AAUGUCGCAAUUUCUCUAAAAGAUAAAUAAAUUAAUAUGUGCCUAGUGUUGGUAAUAGAUUAAAUUUUACACUGAUUCGCUUCUAUGCUGUUAUCCAUGGAAACAUCGAUAAAACUUAUCGACCGUUUUAAAUAUAGCGGUUUUUUUUCUAUUGCAAGCUAUAUUGUCGAAAUAUCUUUAAUAAUUAAAUGGCAAAACGAGAUAAAUUCCAGCGUCUGGCUGAGAUGCAGCCCACAAUGACGUACUUCUCCACCAUAGCCUUGAUUGUAUCCAAAUCCUCACCUAAUAUAUUCUUUGACAAAAUGAGUGGCACCGAACGAGGUGUAAUUAACUUAACGAUCCGAGAUUCCCCUAAUCACCUUACCAAUUGCAAAUGCUGGGGACAGCGUGCCUGUGUGGAUGAGUACUCCUCCAUGUUGCAGAUUGGUCAUGUGGUAGAUAUUGUGGGCGCCAAGGUGAUGUGUAUUCCGGCCGUUGAUCAGCGUUAUCAGCCACAAGCAACGCUCUCUUGCGCCCUGGUUGUCAACGAAGGCUCCGGAUAUGUGGUGCGACACGACCAAGACGACUCUGGCAAUAUACUAAUCCUCCAGCAGCUUCUCCAGUGUCCAAUAAAGCCACUUGGCGCAACCCUUAAGCUGAAAGAUGUGUGUUCUAGGUUAGGAUCAUCCGAUAAGAUAAUCACCUCCCAUGUAAAUUUACUGGUGGCAGUAGCUUGUGUACGUCCAGUACGACAGAUCAAACGAAAGCUGCAGGUGGCACACAACAAGUCCCAGGAAUUGUUGAACUGCCUUGAGGUUAUUGUGAUCGAUGUCAGUUAUCCGGACGGCAUGCUGCUUUCCAUUUGGCAAUCGGAUUGGAUACGACGUGCCCAGCAAUGGCAACCCCGUCGUACUAUCCUGCAUUUGGUCGAUGUGCGGGUGUCCUACUCGGACUUCCAUUGUUGCCCCGUGCUCUCCCAUUCAAAUUGUACGCUUAUCUGCGAAAAUCCCAUGGUGGUUGGUGAGGAUUGUAGCCUGUUGCUGUCUUUUGCCACCACAGUGGAACUCAAGACUUUCGAUACCUGCGCCCAGAUGGAGUUGGAUAACCUGCCUGCAGCUGCUAGCAUCCAGAACCAAAUGACGGUCAGACAGAUAUACUCCCGCGCCGAGGGUGAACUGCAGAAUGUCUCAACAAAUCAAUUUACAGCUGUGCUGUAUGGUAUGAUCACCAAAUUCGAUUUGGACGGACUAUCCUCCCACAUCAACAGAAAAUGCACCGCCUGCCAACGUCUCAUACUUCACAACCUGAAGGAUUGCGCUUCCGAAACCUGUCAAAUGGAUUUUUUGCUUAACAAUGAUCGUCCUAAAUAUACGAGCUACUUUAACAUUAAUAUUCAGUUUUCCGACCAGACGGGCACACUUGUUGAGACCCGGUUAGCUGGCAAUCCGGCUGAACGGAUUCUUGGCCUCCGUGCGGACGAUUUUGAGCAACUGGCCGAGCGUGACAAAAGCGAACUGAAAUGGCGUUUCCUGCUGAAAUAUUUUGAGGUAAGAUUGCUCGUAAAAAAGCCCACCGGAAUGCGCAAGAAUAUCAUGGUUGUGGUCGUCGAUAUGAAAUCCAUUCGUUUGGAGAAGCUUGUCGAAAAGAUAACCGUUUUCUAG
Drosophila eugracilis is the source of this 1640-nucleotide messenger RNA. RefSeq names its product protein hold'em (gene hdm). Gene Ontology annotation, biological process: resolution of meiotic recombination intermediates. The transcript is spliced from 3 exons. The coding region runs from base 189 to 1640 and encodes 483 amino acids. The record is from RefSeq and is a predicted model, not a curated record. Lineage: Eukaryota; Metazoa; Arthropoda; Insecta; Diptera; Drosophilidae. Gene Ontology annotation, molecular function: single-stranded DNA 3'-5' DNA exonuclease activity; single-stranded DNA binding.